GUAGUCAACCUCGAAUCAUCAUGGAGAAAUCUACUGAUAUAGAAGAGGCAAGCUUGCUGGAUAUGGUGUUUUCUUGGUCUUUUUCAGACAUUCGCAACAAAAAUCUUUACAAGGAUAAGAUGAAGCGCAUUCCUGAGGUGUUUUCAUCAACAACUGACUACACAAGCGCGUUCAAAAUCCCGCUUGCUGAGGAAACUCGUGAGGGUGUAUGCUCUGGAAUGGAAUCCGUAGGCCAUGCUCCUGCUUGCGAGAUAUCAAAUAUUCAUAUGUAUGCAUAUAACCAGGCUUCUAAUCCAUUACAGUGUUACAUUUCAACCAGAAAAAUUACAGGUUUCAGUGUAGCACAUUAUGAGCCAAAGCCAGGGGACCUCAUUGUUAUUUCAGUUAGAAAGCCGCGAAGGAUUGAAGAUUUGAAUGAUCAGCUGUCUGGAAAACCAAUAAUUCUUGCCUUGGUUGUUAGACCUAUUACAACAACAGAUGAUUCUGACAAAACACAGUUUCAGUUAUCCAGGGAAGUUGAUCCUGAACUGCUAUCCAGACUAGCCAACAAGCGCGUAAGACUUUUUGCAACUUAUUUGGUUAACUUAACCCCGAAUUUGAGGAUAUGGGAAGCACUUAACCCUUAUCCUCAAGGGUUUAGCAUGGACCUUGCUCUGAAGGUUCUAAAGCCUAACUUUCAUACAGCUGAGGACUGCAGUAUAUGCGUCUCUGUUGGGAACUUUGUAGCUGUGGAUUCAAGAGUACGAGGGGAAAUCGAACCUUUCAAGCUAGAUAAAUCCCAAAAAGCUGCUGUUUUAAGUGUUCAUUUGAUGAGAAGAUGCACACACCAAAAAGACAGUGUUAAACUCAUAUGGGGUCCUCCUGGUACAGGAAAGACAAAAACAGCUGCUUCCCUUUUGUUUUCACUUCUCAAAUCAAGAUGCAGGACACUAGUUUGCGCUCCUACAAACAUAGCAGUUCUGCAAGUAGCUAAAAGGCUUAUGGGGCUGCUCUUACAGUCCGAGUACAUUACGUAUGGCUUGGGUGAUGUGCUUCUGUUUGGAAAUCGUGAAAGAAUGAAGGUGGAUGAUCACGAUGAGCUCUUAAACGUGUUUUUGGACAAUCGAGCUGAAGUUCUUUCCACAUGCCUUUCACCUACUACUGGUUGGACGCAUAGCUUGAUUUCAAUGAUUGCUUUACUUGAAGAUCCUGAAAAGGAAUACAAACUGUACUUGCAAAACAGAGGUGGUUCUUCUUUGCUUUCAUGGCUUUCUUCUUGGAUUUGGAAACCCCAGGUCAAGGAUUCUGAGAUACUGUCAUUAGAAGAAUUUCUGAAGGAAAGAUUCUAUUCUAAUGAUGAACAUUUAGCAUUCUUGACGAAGAAUCUUUACACCAACUUGCCAACAUCAUUCAUUACAUUAGAUGUUGUGAAGAAAAUGAUAAGAUUGCUUGAUCUGCUUAAAGAACUUAGAGAAGCACGAGCAAGAAUCGAUCAUGACCAGAUAUUUAGAAUUAAGAAGAUUGAGAUCCUUAAAAUUCUGAAUUCCCUUCCUAAGCAAUUCUUUCAUCCAAUUCUCUCAUGUUCUGGGAUUCCUGACACACAAUUAAUCAAGGAUUUCUGUUUACAGAACAGUUAUUUGAUUUUCUGCACAGCCUCGAGUGCUGUUAAAAUGAAAACAACCUUGGCACCAGUGGAAAUGUUGGUCAUUGAUGAAGCUGCACAGUUGAAAGAAUGUGAGUCCUUGAUUCCAUUUCAAGUUCCAGGGCUCAAAAAUGUGGUUUUGAUAGGCGAUGAGAAACAGCUACCAGCAAUGGUUCAGAGCAAGGUUGCGGGAUAUGCUGAUUUUGGACGGAGCUUGUUUGAAAGGCUAGCAAAACUCGGGAAAAAGAAGCAUCUCCUUAAAAUUCAGUACAGGAUGCAUCCUUCCAUUAGUCUAUUCCCUAAUAAAGAGUUUUAUGGGAAACAGAUUAUAGAUGCUCCAAAUGUGAAAGAAAAAGCCUACUGCAAGCGUUUUCUUCAAGGAGACAUGUAUGGAACCUAUUCUUUCAUCAAUGUAAGAGGAGAAGAGAAUUUCGAUAAAGGUUAUAGCCCCAGAAACUUGGUAGAGGCCGCGGUAGUGAAUGAAAUUGUUGCAAAACUCUUUAAGGGGUAUUGUACCUCAGGUCAAAAAGUAAGUGUUGGAAUAAUAUCACCUUACAAGGGUCAAGUUGGUUUGAUUCAAGAACAAAUUGGUAAGAAAUAUGCCAAAUACAAGGAUACUGGUUUCUCUGUGAGUGUUCGUUCUGUUGACGGAUUUCAAGGUGGAGAGGAGGAUGUCAUAAUAAUUUCGAGUGUUCGAAGUAAUGAGAAUGGAGAAAUUGGCUUCCUUUCCAAUCACCAGAGAACAAAUGCAGCCCUAACAAGAGCAAGGUACUGUCUGUGGGUAGUAGGAAAUGGAACAACUUUGACCAAUAGUAGAUCUGUGUGGAUGAAACUUGUGAUCAGUGCCAAAAAUCGAGGAUGCUUCUACAAUGCAGAAAAGGAUAAAGAUCUUAACAGAGCUAUGACAGCAGGAACUGAUGUUGCAGAGUCUUUAUCAGGAAAGCUAUCUGGUAUCAAGUUAAGGGACGGUUAUGGAGAUUCGAGUUCAGUUUCGAGGCCAGAAGGGGAAAAGAAAGUUCCAUAAAUGAUGCAGAAAAUGGUGAAUGAACAAGACUGCAGGGAAGACUACUUGAUGGUUGUUGGGUUACUUAUUCUGUCCUACAAAAGGGGGAAAACGAAAAAUUAGCUUAUUUUGACUUAAAAAUGUUAAUACUAAUAGAGAUUUUGGGUUUUUUCUAGUGCAAACUGUCAUCUCUGAAGAUAUUGAACUUAGUAGUAGUCAGAAGGAAAUAAAAUAUCAUCAGGGGGUAUGUUAAACA
Messenger RNA from Spinacia oleracea (spinach), 2880 nucleotides. RefSeq lists its product as uncharacterized. The record is from RefSeq and is a predicted model, not a curated record. The transcript is spliced from 8 exons. NCBI's taxonomy places the organism in Eukaryota, Viridiplantae, Streptophyta, Magnoliopsida, Caryophyllales, Amaranthaceae. Bases 21 to 2645 code for a protein of 874 amino acids. Gene Ontology annotation, molecular function: helicase activity.